AAUGGACGUACCGCGCUCUCCGACCAAUCCUCCCGUCGCCUCUCUCCACAUCUGUCCCGGCGCGUGGGCGGGCGGAGGCUGCCAUUGGCCUCCGCCGCCACCGCCCGGACCUCGCCGGUCGAUCACCCAAUCAACCCACCUUCACAGUCGACGUACCCCGGUAAACGUGCACGCGGGGUUGUGACAUCUCUUCCGAAGAUGCAUCGCUGGCUCUCCAGCUGCGGCGACAUGCGGCCGGUCCGCCGCCGCGUCCAAGACCAACAAGACGAGCCGCGGCCGCGUCCGCGGCGCGCGGCGACUUCGUCCACGCCUCGGCUGCGGAAGACAAGCUCGGAGCCGAUGAUGCUGCUGGUGCCCAAGGACCUGGCGGAGUUCCGGGCGAUGUCGGCGUACGGGCACCUGAGGCUGUUCACGCACGACCAGCUCCGGCAGGCCACGGGCGAGUUCAGCCCGACGCAGAUCAUCGGCGAGGGCGGCUUCGGGGUGGUCUACAAGGGGAUGGUGGGCGGGGCCGAGGUCGCCGUGAAGAAGCUCAACCCGGAUGGCAUCCAGGGGGACCGGGAGUGGCUGACGGAGGUGAGCUGCCUAGGGCAGUACAGCCACCCGAACCUGGUGGAGCUCAUCGGGUGCUGCUGCGAUGACGACCACCGGCUGCUGGUGUACGAGUACAUGGCCAAGGGCAGCCUCGAGAACCACCUCUUCCGCCGCGCGUGCAGCCUGUCGUGGACAACCCGGGUGAAGAUCGCCCUGGACGUGGCCAGGGGGCUCGCCUUCCUCCACGGCGCCGAGCGGCCCAUCAUCUACCGCGACUUCAAGACCUCCAACAUCCUGCUCGACGCGGAUUUCAAGGCGAAGCUGUCGGACUUCGGGCUGGCGAAGGAGGGCCCGGUGGGCGGGAAGACGCACGUGUCCACGCGGGUGAUGGGCACCUACGGCUACGCGGCGCCGGAGUACGUGGCGACGGGGCACCUGACGGCGAUGAGCGACGUGUACGGGUUCGGGGUGGUGCUGCUGGAGAUGCUGGUGGGGCGGCGGGCGCUGGAGCCCAGCAGGGCCGGCCGGGCGGGGAACCUGGUGGACUGGGCGCGCCCGAUCCUCAUCCGGGGCAAGAAGCUGGAGAAGAUCGUGGACGCCAGGAUGGAGCGGCUGGGGCCCUACUCGGCCAGGGCGCUGGAGCGGGUGGCAAGGCUGGCCUACGACUGCCUCAGCCAGAACCCCAAGGUGCGGCCGGCCAUGGGCAGGGUCGUGCUCGUCCUCGAGGACGCGCUCGCUGCCAGAGUGGAAGACGACGACGUCGUGCGCCGCGAUGGUGGUGACAGCGGCGACGCGUCUCCGGCAAGGUGAUCGAUGUGAACGCCAUGUGUGUAUAUACUAGAUCUUUUUUGGUCGUACGUGCGGUGCGUACGGAGAGCUGUAGUAGGGGUGUGUGAUUUAAAUGUGGAGAUAAUCGAUUUGAUCAAUAAAACGCGACGAUGAUGAUGAUGUGAUAC
Molecule: messenger RNA, 1490 nt
Organism: Lolium perenne
Lineage: Eukaryota; Viridiplantae; Streptophyta; Magnoliopsida; Poales; Poaceae
Product: probable serine/threonine-protein kinase PBL17
Biological process (GO): protein phosphorylation
Molecular function (GO): ATP binding; protein kinase activity
Source: RefSeq, a predicted model, not a curated record